Molecule: messenger RNA, 1676 nt
Organism: Ochotona princeps (American pika)
Lineage: Eukaryota; Metazoa; Chordata; Mammalia; Lagomorpha; Ochotonidae
Gene: MADCAM1
Product: mucosal vascular addressin cell adhesion molecule 1
Exons: 5
Coding region: 1-1662 (553 amino acids)
Biological process (GO): leukocyte tethering or rolling; heterotypic cell-cell adhesion; positive regulation of lymphocyte migration
Cellular component (GO): membrane
Molecular function (GO): integrin binding involved in cell-matrix adhesion
Source: RefSeq, a predicted model, not a curated record
AUGGCGAAAGGGCUGCACCACCAGCAGGGAACUUUGCUGAGCGCGGCCUCCCUGGCCCCAGUGUCCCAGCCACGCGGCGGCCCUCUGCACUGCCAGCACGGGGCGCACAACCUGAGCGGGGCUAGCCCCCACCUGCAUCCUCCGGUCUUCCGCUCCCGAGUAGUGGGCUCAGAGCUUCCCGCGCGUCCGCCGGACCCCGCUGGUCCACACCCUCCGGCCGCGGGGUCAGCCGGGGGAAAGCCCCCUCGGAACUCCCCGGGGAACCCGGGGCGCCGCUACUUAAGCCCCGAGGCCGCCCGCCAUCCGGUCGAGGACACGAUGGGGCCGCGCUCCGCGCUCCUGCUGGCGGCCACGCUGGGGAUGCUGCGGCCGGCGCGGGUGCUCGGGGUCGGCACUGUCCAGCAGCCGAGGCUGCGGGUCGAGCCCCCCGAGGCCGAAGUGGCCGUGGCGGUGGGCGCGUCCUUGCAGCUCACCUGCAGCCUGGAGUGCCCGCGCGGCGAGAUGGCCGACGUGCACUGGCGGGGCCUGGACACGAGCCUGGGCGCCGUGCAGUCGGACGCGGGCAGCAGCACACUCACCGUGCAGCACGCCUCGCCUGCGGCGGCCGGCAUGCGCGUGUGCGUGGGUUCCUGCGGGGUCCAGACAUUCCAGCGCAGCGUUACCCUGCUGGUGUACGCCUUCCCGGACCAGCUGACCGUGCACCCCACCACCCUCGUGCCGGAGCUGGAUCGGCAGGUGGCCUGCACGGCCCACAACAUCACACUCUCGGGCUCCGACGUGCUGUCCUUCUCGCUGCUGCUGGGAGACCAGGAGCUGGAGGGGGCCGAGGUCCUGGACCGGGACGUGGAUGAGCAGGACCAGCUGUUUCAUGUGACCGAGCGCUGGCUGCUGCCCCCGCUGGGGACCCCCGCCCCGCCUGCCCUGCGCUGCCUGGCCACCAUGACGCUGCCGGGCUUGGAGCUGAGCCGCAGCCGCGACAUCCCAGUCUUGCAGGACCUGACCUCCCCAAAGACCCUGGACCAGACUUCUCCGAAGCCCCCCAACCCCACCUCUCCAAAGCCCCCCGACCCCACCUCUCCAAAGCCCCAUGACCCCACCUCUCCGAAGCCCCCUGCCUCCACCUCUCCAAAACCCCUCAACCCCACCUCUUCAAAACCCCCUGACCCUAUCUCCCCAGAGCCCCCCACCCCCACCUCUCCGAAGCCCCCUGACCCUAUCUCCCCAGAGCCCCCCAGCCCCACCCCAAUGCAGGACUCUUCUGGGACUUGCCGUCCCAAGAUCCGCCAGGCACCCCCCUUGCAGGCUGAGCGGCAGGCCAGCUUGGAACUGCUGUGUGAGGCAUCCUGUGGUCAGGGCUGGAUUGUGUACUGGACCCUGGCUCCAGGGGGCCUGGCAGCCUAUGAGCGGAGAGAGGCAGGUUCCCAGGCCUGGCUGAGGGUACCCCUGACCAGGGACCGCCCAGCCGGUUGGUUCCAGUGCCAAGUGGACCCUGGAGGCCAGUUGGCCCACCUGUACUUCCCUGGGCAGGAUGACUCCUCCGGCCCUGGGGUCGAGGAGCCGCCCCUGGCCCUGUGGACCAGCGGCCUGGUGCUCGGCCUGCUGCUCCUGGCCGCCAUCGCCUGCCACCUGCGGAGACGCUGCCGCCAGCGAACCCUGUGUUGAGGGGACAAUAAAGG